Molecule: messenger RNA, 351 nt
Organism: Scheffersomyces stipitis CBS 6054
Lineage: Eukaryota; Fungi; Ascomycota; Pichiomycetes; Serinales; Debaryomycetaceae
Exons: 1
Coding region: 1-351 (116 amino acids)
Source: RefSeq, a predicted model, not a curated record
AUGUCACUAUCCAGUACUCUCGCUAAUACAGACCAAACUCCUCAACUAAAGAGAAGAAAGUUGGAUCAACCUGUACCGAUAUAUCCAACAAAGACAACAGCCAUGUCCUCCAACAACAGCUUUAUUAACCAGCACGGUACCAUCGUCAACAACACCAACGGCACCAUCACACCUAACACGUACGCCGGUGUGACCGACGACGUUGAGAUGCUCACAGAAGAAAGCUUCUCCAAGAAGCACACUUCUCUCGAAUGUCCUUGUGGACACCUUCAUGGACCGGGCCAGGGCCACGACCAUGACAUUGCAGCCGUUGGCUUCUUAGCAGAGCCUUUGUUGCGUGGUCCAGAAUAA